Messenger RNA from Musa acuminata AAA Group (dessert banana), 1725 nucleotides. RefSeq names its product multiple organellar RNA editing factor 8, chloroplastic/mitochondrial. The record is from RefSeq and is a predicted model, not a curated record. NCBI's taxonomy places the organism in Eukaryota, Viridiplantae, Streptophyta, Magnoliopsida, Zingiberales, Musaceae. The coding region runs from base 79 to 1461 and encodes 460 amino acids. Gene Ontology annotation, cellular component: mitochondrion. The transcript has 4 exons. Gene Ontology annotation, biological process: cytidine to uridine editing; mitochondrial mRNA modification.
AAAUCCCAUGGUGCCUCUGUUUCGUUUCUUCCGUUCACGCUCUAGCCGACAUUUCUAGGGUUUAAUCUCCGGGACGUGAUGGCGGGGCGAACAUUGAUCGCGAAGCUGCACUCCAUUUCCCUCUCCUCCCGGGUUAUCUCGCUCCCUCUUGCCCGACCGUCCCCUCUACUCCGCUUCCGCCCCCUCCUGGCCGCCGCCGCCGCCUUCGACUACCCACUGCUUCGCCUCAGCUCAACCUGUGGCGCCGCUGGGCUUCGGUGCUUCUCCACCCGGCCGACUACGUCUUCUCUCAAUGACCCGUCGCCGAACUGGAGCAACCGCCCUCCUAAAGAGACUAUCCUUCUCGAUGGUUGUGACUUCGAGCAUUGGCUUGUUGUCAUGGAACCCCCCGAUCCGGCCCUCACCCGCGACGAAAUCAUCGAUAGCUACAUCAAGACCCUGGCCGAGGUCCUCGGCAGUGAAGAAGAAGCGAGGAUGUCAAUUUAUUCAGUGUCGACAAAGCAUUACUUUGCCUUUGGGUGUAAAGUCUCUGAGGAGAUCUCGUAUAAGAUAAAGCCUCUGUCAAAGGUCCGUUGGGUUCUGCCCGAUUCAUAUUUGGAUGUUAAGAACAAAGAUUAUGGAGGAGAACCAUUCAUAGAUGGUAAAGCUGUUCCUUAUGACCCUAAAUACCAUGAAGAAUGGGUUAGGAAUAAUGCACGUGCACAAGAGAGGUCGAGGCGGAAUGACAGGCCUCGCAAUUUUGAUCGGUCGAGAAAUUUUGAGAGAAGAAGGGAAAACAUGCAGAACUUCCAGAAUAGAGAAGCACCACCAGUGCCAAACCAGGAGUUCCGGAAUCGUGAUGCACAGAGUGCCAUGCCACCAAAUGUUCAAAAUCCGAUGCCUCCAAGAGAUGUUUCUGCAGUGCCUACCCGUGAUUUCAAUGCCAUGCCACCUAAUGCACCAAACUACCAGAAUCAAAUACCUAACAGGAGCAGCGGCUAUGGGCCACCAAAUGCUGGACCUAGCUAUCAAGGAACUGGUCAAGGCUAUCCAGAAGGUCCGGGUUAUCAAGGUGGUGGUCAAGGAUACCAGGGUGGUAACCCUGGAGGCAAUAUGCCAGGUGGUCCUGGUUAUCAAGCAGGACGGCCUGGUUAUCAGGGAAGCGGUCCUGGUGGUUAUCAAGGAGGUGGCCCUGGUUAUCAGGGAGGCAAUCCACCUCAUCAAGGUGGCUUCUCUGGCUCCCCGUCAGGCAGCCCUGGUUACCAGGGAGGCAAUCCACCUUAUCAAGGUGGCUUCUCUGGCUCCCCGUCAGGCAACCCUGGUUAUCAGGGAGGCAAUCCACCUUAUCAAGGUGGCUUCUCUGGCUCCCCAUCAGGCAGCACUGGUUAUCAAGGAGGUGCCCGCAACUACGAGCAAGGAGGACCUGGGUAUCAAGGGGGUCCUCCUCAUCAAGGAAGAGACUUGCCUGGAAGAGAUCAAUAGGCAGCAUCCUUGGAUAUUCUGUACAAAACUGAUAUAAGGUGCUACAGUUUCUGCUUCUGUUGUAAGACAUGCGGGGUGCACUCUUUGGAGACUCGAUCUUUAUCUUGAUCUGUAAUGUUGUUGCUUAGGCUUGCUUAUAGGUUGUCCCUUAGUUUCUAGAGCAUGAAUCCAAUAAUAUAUGAAGUACGGAAGUGUCAUCUAGUGCUUCUAGUUGUAGUGAACUCUUGUUUCGUUAUGCUGAAUUUGGUUGUUAUAUUCAUGAAA